This is a messenger RNA of Anopheles cruzii, 865 nucleotides long. RefSeq names its product zinc finger protein 846-like. Gene Ontology annotation, cellular component: nucleus. The transcript is spliced from 4 exons. The record is from RefSeq and is a predicted model, not a curated record. NCBI's taxonomy places the organism in Eukaryota, Metazoa, Arthropoda, Insecta, Diptera, Culicidae. Gene Ontology annotation, biological process: regulation of transcription by RNA polymerase II. The coding region runs from base 185 to 865 and encodes 226 amino acids. Gene Ontology annotation, molecular function: DNA-binding transcription activator activity, RNA polymerase II-specific; RNA polymerase II cis-regulatory region sequence-specific DNA binding.
UCCUCAUUGUUUAUCAAGGUUCACACGCUCAUCUCAUCUAAAUGUUCAUAUCCGCACUCACACCGGCGAAAAGCCAUACCAAUGUAAAGUAUGUGACAAAGCGUUCAACAAAUCAAGCAAUCUAGUACGUCACUCAAAAAUUCACAAUAAGGACCAACAGCACAAGUGUCCUCAUUGUUCAUCAAUGUUCGCGCAGUUUACCCAAUUGAGAAUCCACAUUCGCAUUCACACUGGCGAAAAGCCAUACCAGUGUAAAGUCUGUGACAAAGCGUUCAGAUCAUCAGGCGAUUUGUCAACACAUUCUAAAAAUCACAAUAAGGACCAACAGUAUCGGUGUCCUCACUGUUCUUCAAGGUUCGCACAGUCUUCUAACCUAAAAAGACAUAUCCGCACUCACACCGGCGAAAAGCCAUACAAGUGUAGAGUCUGUGACAAAGCCUUCAGUUCAUCAAGUAAUCUGGCAGAUCAUUCCAAAAUUCACAAUAAGGACCAACAGCAUCAGUGUCCACAUUGUUCCUCUAGGUUCACACAGUCAACUAGCCUAAAGAAUCAUAUCCGCACUCACACCGGCGAAAGGCCAUACAAUUGUAAAGUAUGUGACAAAGCAUUCUAUUCAUCAGGCAAUCUAGUACGCCAUACCAGUUCAUCUACUCUAAAGAUUCAUAUCCGCACUCACACCGGCGAAAGGCCAUACCAGUGCAAAGUCUGUGAUAAAGCGUUCAACCAAUCAGGCAAUCUGGCACUUCAUAUUCGCACUCACACUGGCGAAAAGCCAUACCAAUGUAAAGUCUGCUACAAAGCCUUCUAUUCCUCAAGCGAUCUAGUACGUCACUCCAAAACUCACAAGAAGGAUGAACCUCAUUAA